Molecule: messenger RNA, 2241 nt
Organism: Cuscuta epithymum
Lineage: Eukaryota; Viridiplantae; Streptophyta; Magnoliopsida; Solanales; Convolvulaceae
Source: the annotation of a GenBank genome assembly
CCAAGCUAAUCUCUUUUACAUUCUUUGUAUUCUUAAGUUUCCUGAGUGAUUUUUGAGCCAUGACAGGAUCCUCAACACAAAGAGGCAUGUGGUCCCUGAUCAAGGAUGUUGAUCAUACCAAGACCACUUGGGCCUUAAGGGUGAGGGUGGUCAGGGCAUACGAAGUCCCACCACACUCAAAGGGGGGGGGGGGGACACUGGAGAUGGUGUUGCAUGAUGAACAUGUACAUCAGUGUCUACUACAAAAUCUAAGUGUAUUCACAGAUUAUAAUUUUGCUAUCAAAAACAUAAAAUAUCAUAUUAUCAUAAUAUUACUAUUAUAAUCAUUAUUAUUAUUAUGUUCACAAUGCUUACAUUUUGAUAUUUAGGGAGACCGCAUUCACGCUAUCAUAAAAAGGCCACAGGUCGAGCUUUACAAAACCAUGAUCAAGGAAAACAAAAUUUACGCUCUAAGGACGUUUUUGGUCCUGGACAACUACCAAACUGUCAAAACAAGUGACCAUCCUUAUCUGAUUCAAUUCAUCAGCAAAACUCAAUUCACCGAGGACACUAGGACUGAGUUGCCAAUGAUGGUGUACGACUUUCAGCCAUUUGACAUGUUGCAGGCUCAACGCGUCAUCAACGACAAAAAAUUGAUUGAUGUCAUUGGGAAAGUCAUAUGCAAGAGCGGUGUUCAAAACCACAUCAUCAGCGGCGCGCCGAACUGAAAGAAUGAUGGAGUUGACAUUAGGAGACCCUGAAGGGAACAGACUCAGAUGUGUUUUGUGGAACAAGUACAUAGACCAGUAUAUGGAGUUUGUGACCGAAAAUGUUGGUGUGCCUGUGUAUGUAAUUUUUCAAUUGUACAGGCCAAAGAGAUACCAAGGCACCCUAUCUGUGUCAUCUUCAUUCGAUAUGUCAAAACUGAUCAUCAAUGGGAGGUCAAGCGAGUUUACUGAAUUUCAAAGCGAAUUUCCUGCAGACGGUGAUGACAGCGUCACGGCAACAACCAUCACACUAUCUUCCAACGGUGAUGGGAGCCGCGAAGAUGUCCUUGCGGGCCAGGCUGUCCGGCAACAACCAUCACCCAUAAUUCUCUUUUGUUAAGUGUCCGCCCAAUAUCUAAUGAAUUAACACAGUGUCGUCGUAGAGUUGCUCUGACACCACUUGUAACACUUCUAGAUGCUCUCCGAACCAUUAGUAAUGCCCUUACAAAUCAACACAAACAUUUAUCACGCAACUUUCCACAAAUCUAUAAAUGAUCAUCAAUAUGUUUAGUUCAUGCAAGCCCCAUCAUCACGAGUCAACAAACACACAUAAGAAUGAGGCACACAUAGGAAUGAAACACACAUUCAGUCAACAUAGUCAAUCAUUACAGUCAUUGUUUCAAAUCAGCGACGUAAGGCAUACAAAUGAUAUCACAAUACGCAAAACAUGUGAGAUUGGAAGCCUCCCCUAAGAGGAAUCAACGACAUAAGGCAUACACGUCUGCUCGCGACAAGGAUUGAAAACAUGGCCAUAUGGAUAUGGAUACCAUGGAGCCGUUUUUGAGUUGACCUCCUCCCUCCCCUUCUUCCUCUCAAAGUGGAAAGACUUCGUAAUUGUUCUCCAUGCACUCAGACCCCCCAAUAACGUAUUUCAUCUAUUUUCGAUGAAGAUUUGUUCACCACAGCGGCAGAGGAAUUUGGGUAUCGAGGGAUGGGCUUAAUAUCAGAAGGAAGAUAAAAUGCCUAUUGGACCUUGGGUUUCAUCAUCGUGCUGUUAGAGACUUACUAUCUAUUACUACGUAUGUAAUAAAAAUUAAAAUUAAGACUCGUAUACUUCCUCCUUGUCCAAUAAUUUUGACAAGCUUGAUCGACACAUGAAAUAAUAAAGUAAAAACAGUUUGGUUGGAGUUUGUGUAGAUGCGAGAGAAAUAAUAAGAACUAUAAAUUAAUUACUUAAAAAGUGACAUAAUUUUCGGGGGGGAAAGAAAAGAUAACAAGGUUGUAAGGCACCGAGGGGGUAUAUCAUUAUUUCAAUUAUUUUCUAUCAUGUGAAGAGUAUUAGAUACUACCUCCGUUCUCUUUUAAAUGCAACGUUGAACUUUUUGCACUAUUCACAUGUUCCACUUUGACUACGUUUUAUUUAUUAAUGUAAUAAUAUAUAUAUUUGAAAAAAAUAUUGUUAAAUUUUUCUCAUUAUAAAUUUUCAAAAUCUAUUUUUUAAACUUUUUUUUACUAAUCGGGAAUUUUAGAUAUUAAUGGUCAAAGUUGUGCCUCG